Molecule: messenger RNA, 300 nt
Organism: Brugia pahangi
Lineage: Eukaryota; Metazoa; Nematoda; Chromadorea; Rhabditida; Onchocercidae
Source: the annotation of a GenBank genome assembly
AUGAACUAUUUGCAGUAUACAUACAAUAAGCUGAUUCACUGUCAUAAGAACACAUACCUAAAUUGUCCGUUAGAUUACGAAGAUCCAAUACAGCGUGACGGUUUCACGCUUGGUAUUCGUGUUUAUGAUGGCCGAUACUAUGCAACAACUAAACUGUACAUCGAGCUCCAGGACAGGAAUGACAAUCCGCCGGUCAUCAACGGACCACAAUAUGUCCAAUUACAUGAAGAUGCAUGGCUUGGCAAAGAGGUUGCCAAAUUUACGGUUCAGGAUGCGGAUGAAAAUGAUACCGCAGUGUGA